UAUAACUGCAGACCUCGGAUUGCUCCGCACAACAACACGAACGCCAUCUUUAGCUGAGCAGCUCAGUACUGAGGCAGAGUUGUAUAGCGAAACUAGGUCAGGCGUCGAGAAGAAACAAACAAUUUAGGAAAUCUCAGUUCGGAAGCCUCUUGUCGGUGUUUGAUAACCUCUCGUCACACCGUGCUGUCGUAUGGUCCAAUGUGUUUGAUCGGUCGGUCAGCUCGAACGCAGUUUUCUUGUGUUGGUCCCGGUUGACGUUCAGUGAUCACCUCUAAACAAACAGCCCACGGUGGAGGUGAAAGCCAGGAUGAAACGAGGUCUCCAUGAGAAUGAACAGGAGGAUGGAGGUGGACCCAGUGAUGGGUGCCAGAAGAUGCUCAAACGGUCCCACAAGAAGAGGAAGGAGAAAGAGCUGGAAGAGGAGGGAGCCAGAUGGGAGUGUUUGCCACAGGAGAUCCUGCGUCAUGUUUUCCAGUACCUGCCUCUGCUGGACAGGGCUUAUGCUUCUCAGGUUUGCAGAGGCUGGAAUCAGGCCUUCCACAUGCCUGAGCUGUGGCGCUGCUUUGAGUUUGAGUUGAAUCAGCCGGCCAGCUCCUACCUGAAGGCCACUCACCCAGACCUCAUCAAACAGAUAAUCAAAAGACACUCCAACCACCUACAGUAUGUCAGCUUCAAGGUGGACAGCAGCAGAGAGUCUGCAGAGGCAGCUUGUGACAUCCUCUCUCAGCUUGUAAACUGUUCUUUGAAAACUCUGGGGCUCAUCUCCACAGCCAAGCCCAGCUUCAUGGAGAUGCCCAAGUCUCACUUCAUCUCAGCACUGACGGUGGUUUUUGUCAACUCCAAGUCCCUGUCCUCCCUGAAGAUCGAUGACACACCUGUUGAUGACCCCUCUCUCAAAGUCCUGGUGGCCAACAACAGUGACACGCUUAAGCUGCUGAAAAUGAGCAGCUGCCCUCAUGUUUCACCUGCAGGGAUCCUGUGUGUGGCAGAUCAGUGCCACGGCCUGAGAGAACUGGCUCUCAACUACCAUCUGCUGAGCGACGAGCUCCUCAUUGCGCUUUCAUCAGAGAAGCACGUUCAUCUCGAGCACCUUCGCAUCGACGUGGUCAGUGAGAAUCCAGGCCAGCAGUUCCACACCAUCAAGAAGAGCAGCUGGGACGCCAUGGUACGCCACUCUCCCAAGUUUAAUCUGGUCAUGUACUUCUUUCUCUACGAGGAAGAGUUUGGCCCUUUCUUCCGUGAUGAAAUCCCCGUUACACAUCUGUACUUCGGCCGCUCCGUCAGUAAAGAUGUGCUGGGCCGCGUGGGGCUCACCUGCCCGCGUCUGGUGGAGCUGGUGGUGUGCGCCAAUGGGCUGCGGCCGCUGGAUGAAGAGCUCAUCCGCAUCGCUCAGCGCUGCACGCAGCUGUCCGCCAUCGGCCUGGGAGAGUGCGAAGUGUCCUGCAGCGCCUUUGUUGAGUUUGUGAAGAUGUGCGGAGACAGACUGACACAGUUAUCCAUCAUGGAGGAAGUGCUGGUUCCAGAUCACCGUUAUGAGCUGGAUGAUAUCCACUGGGAGGUGUCAAAGCAUUUGGGUCGCGUCUGGUUUCCAGACAUGAUGCCCACAUGGUAGAAAUAUGGGAGAACGCGCAAGCUUCUAGAGUUGUGUGUAUGUGCCCAGAAGUUUUUCUCACCUUUAGAAAAAAAAAAAGCACACUUUUUGUCUCUGAAUACAUGAAGAAAAAAAAAAUGUUUGGGUUCUCAUCUGCUUUUGAAAACUUGUAGCAUUAAUUCUAACGUCACCUCACUUUUUUUAAAUGGUUAUUUUCAUACAGGUGAACAUUUUGUGUUACCAUGUCCUCCUGAGCCCUGCAAGCUGAUUACUUUUCAACGGGAGUUGAUUGGACACAAAGUGAUGCAGACUGCAUUUGUGUUUAUGAAAUGCAGAGAUGUCGAUUUAUAGUUUUUACAUAAAUGAAUAUACAAUACACAUUUGGCCUUAUGACUGGAAUUAAGUACAAACCUUUUGAUUUAAGUCCAGAAACUUUAAUUUUAUUGAAAUUUCUAAGAAAUUAACCUCUUAUAAGGUUGUCAUCAUUGCACUUAAUGCACCAAGUCUUUAUAGUCAGGAAGUGUGGCAGAAAAUGCACUACGUGUAUAAGAUGGAGAUAAUCACCAUUAUAAGCUAAUUCAGUCAAACUUUUUCAAAAUUUACACUUUUAGCAGCACAUGUGGCUUCUUUAUAAUUUGUCCAUUUCUGUUUGUUUUUAUUUUUUCCAGUGUUGCACUACGUCAUGUCUUUUUCUGAGUCCCUGUCAUGUAUAAAAAAAAAAAUCCUUUUCUCUGUCUGCUAAUGUGGACAAGGAUAAAGGCAUUCCCCUUUUCUAACAGCUACUAUUUAUGAAGACGGUGUUAUCAUGUGACUGUGGCCAUGAUCAUCUAACUCUAAAUAUGCUCUGUAAAUAUCUGUAAGUGACGUUUUAACACAUUUUUCAGUGUGAUCCAACAUAGAUCUGUUUAUACAUUGUCUGGCCCAUGUUUCUUUUGUAAUUGUAAAUAUUGGAGUGUUAUAUUUAAAACAAAUGGCACAAAGAUUUUAAUUAUGGACAUUAUACAGUAUGUUUGAACAUACACGGGUUCUUUUUUAUGCACUUUUUCUUCUAAUGAAGGUCCCGGGUUAACAACAUGAGCUUUUUGUGUCAUGAAGACGUGAAAUUAACAACAAAAAAAAAAGGUGUUUUUUUUUCUCUUUCAGCUCUGGCCUGAAACUUUUUAUGGUAGUCAAUUUGGUUUUGAGGGACAGUUUUCAAAUUUAAUAAAUAUUUUAAUGGGAUAUUUUAUGAUGUAAUUGAUUUAUCUUUUCCGUCCAAAAAUCAUUCUUGCAAAACAUAGUUGACAACUACAUAUUAGCUCUGGAUCACCUUCUUCUCUUGUAUGAAAACAUUAAAUGACAUACCAGACAGAAGCUGUUGCAUGCUGGGAUGUCAUACAUGUUUGAGUGUACAGAUAAAAAAAUGUCAUCUUUAUUGUGCAACCCUGCAGACAGGGUCCAUGCGGGACAGUGUGGCAGCUCAUUGUUCAUGUAGCUGAAUGUGUAGGUGUAAAAUAGUUACGUCUCAUUAUGAUUCUGCUGCAGAGUGAAACCGGAACUGAGAGAUGUGUUAAGGUGGUGGUUGACGAGGAUGUUCUUGCCUGUGUACUUCUGGAAAGAUGACGCAUUUUUGGGCCGUUGAGCUGUGCAAUGGGACUCUUAAAUCAUCAUGUUCCGUUACUGGAUAGUUGGUUUACAGCACUUAUAUUUGUCCCUUUUUUUUUUAUAUUUUUGUUUGCAAUUUUUUUUAUUAAAAAAAAGCUUUGCAUUAAUAUUCUGCAGCAAUGUAAUAGACCCAUUGUGUCUUAAUUUAAAGUUUUAUCUCUGGAGGUCUACCAGGUUGCUGUAGACUUAUUUUAUUAACAUGCAGCUAAUUUUGCUUUGUAUUUCCAGAAACUUGUCAAAUGCAUUAUAAUUUGUAUUUGCAUUUAUAUUUAGUUCUUUUUGGUGCAUAAAGAUGAUUGUUGUAACCUUGGAAGAUAGGCUGAGUGACAGCUGCAAUUUCCUUAUAGCGAAUACAGCAGUGUGGUUUCCUUUUUUUCUGUUUUAGCUGAAUGCAGGCAUUGAAAUACAAUUUAUUGAAAGAAAACUUGUACGUUUCCCAAAGAUGGGUGAUAAUUGAGUAAAGUGUAUAGUCAUAUUAAAAAAAAAAGCCUGUC
Messenger RNA from Melanotaenia boesemani (Boeseman's rainbowfish), 3729 nucleotides. RefSeq names its product F-box/LRR-repeat protein 3-like. Lineage: Eukaryota; Metazoa; Chordata; Actinopteri; Atheriniformes; Melanotaeniidae. Bases 308 to 1612 code for a protein of 434 amino acids. Gene Ontology annotation, cellular component: SCF ubiquitin ligase complex. Gene Ontology annotation, molecular function: protein binding. The transcript is spliced from 6 exons. Gene Ontology annotation, biological process: SCF-dependent proteasomal ubiquitin-dependent protein catabolic process; positive regulation of protein ubiquitination. The record is from RefSeq and is a predicted model, not a curated record.